Messenger RNA from Trichomonas vaginalis G3, 1431 nucleotides. Its product is annotated as protein kinase protein. Bases 1 to 1431 code for a protein of 476 amino acids. The record is from RefSeq and is a predicted model, not a curated record. The transcript has a single exon. Lineage: Eukaryota; Parabasalia; Trichomonadida; Trichomonadidae.
AUGAAAGGUCCUUUUCGUGAUUAUAAAUCCAAUGUUUUUCUUCAAGCUUUACAAGAUGCAAGAGCUGACCUUCCAGCUGACAGGAUGGAAGACUUUUUUCAAGGCACUGUCUGUCAUUUCCUCGGUGUAAUACCAGAAAAAAUAGGAAAAGAGAUAUUAAACACACUUGCGAUUCUAUUUCAUCAAUCUGAAUCAUAUACAUUAUUCUUUACACGUCAUGGAUAUACACAAUUUUUGCCUUUUCAUCAGCGAAAUUUAACAGAUUAUCUUCUUGAAGUUUUAUACGAAAUAUCACUUGUCGAUCCGAAAGCAUUUACUAAAACUGUUGUUGAUUUAUUCGGUAGAAUGAUUGUUCGUCGACCAAAUAAAGCUUUAAUAAUUAUAUCCAAUUUAUUGCAAUCAUAUUCGAAUCAAGAUUAUCAAAUUUACAUAGUUAAUACAUUAUUUGAUGGAGCAAGCAGAUUUCAAGUUCCAGAAGCCGGAACUACAUAUGCAAGAUUGCUUACAUACUUAGCAAAUCAAUACCCAUCAAUCCGUGAGCAGCGAGAAAUAGAUAUAUACAAUUGUUUAUUACCUCUGUUACUUGCAGAUGAUGCAGAAACGAUUAAUUCAGCAUACGCAGGGUUAUCUCUCAUUGCUACGCUUCGUGAAGAUAUUGCCAUGCCAUUUAAUGAAACUUCCAUGCAUAUAAGGCAUCCAGAAGUCUACCAAGCGGCAAUUGAUUUCUUAUUAGUUGCACCAUUGUUUUCUUCAGCUGUUGUUCCUCAAAGACUUAUUAGCAACCUUGCUCUGUGUGCAGAAAAGGAUAAAAAAGCUACUUUGGUGCUUCUGCGGCUUGCAGAACAAAGAAAUAUUGCCAAAUAUAUGGUUGAUAAUUCAGAAUGGAUGUCUCUCAAGUUGCCAACAACUUCUGAUACUUUUUUGCUGUUCCUUGUAGUAUUUAGUCAUCAAGCACUAAGACAUGAUAUCGGAAGAUGUGAAUAUUUCACUGAUUUCAUGGUAAACAUGUCUGAAAAGGCCGAUGUAAAAACUUUGACAGCCCUCUCAAAAAUAGUCAGAAGAGUUGAUUUAGUUGCCGAGAUAGUAGAUAUCUUGUCUGCUGGUGAAUUUUUCGCAAACUAUUUGGCAAGGUGCGAUGUUCUACAGAAUAAGAAGUCUGAAUAUCUCUCAAUCCUUAUGAUUGAUACAAUAUCAAAGUUUUGUUUCACUAGAGAAAUGAUUCCUAUGUGUAAAACAUUGUAUGAUAUUAUAACAGGUGGCGGUGAAAAUGUUGAUUCCGCUAUUAGACUUGCAAUUGACCUUUGCGUUUAUAAAAAAUGCCAAGAUCGAUUUACUUCUAUGAAAAUUGGUGAGUACUUGACAACUAACUUUAGGAGUUUAUCUUGCCAGAAAAUGGCAAAACAUCUUAUUAGACUUACGACACCAAAUUAA